AUAAGAGUAGAAUAUGAUGGAGUUGCUGUUCUCUCUCAGUGUCACACUCAUCCAUUAACAUACUUCAUUACAGUCUCAUGCUCUCACCUCCCAAUGGAUCCUCCUCUCAUCACUGACUCCACAUUCUCCUCUGCUUACACCCUCGCCGAUAUCUGGCUCGGAACCUCCCCUUUUCCCCCUUCCGACCACCAUUUCUCCGAGAAUGACUCUGGUAGCAAUAAACGGAUGAAGGUGGAAGGGUGCAGUGUUAAAAAUGAUGGUUUCAAAGAUGAAGCAGAAACAAGUUCUGUGAGUGGUAACAAGUCAAGUGAACAAAGCACUGUACCUUGUGAGGCACCUAAGCAAGACUAUAUUCACGUGAGAGCAAGAAGGGGCCAAGCUACCGAUAACCACAGUCUAGCAGAAAGAGCAAGAAGAGAAAAGAUCAGUGAGAGAAUGAGGAUUCUUCAGGAUUUGGUUCCAGGGUGUAACAAGGUAAUUGGUAAAGCACUAGUCCUAGAUGAGAUAAUCAAUUACAUACAGUCGCUGCAGCGUCAGGUUGAGUUCCUUUCUAUGAAGCUUGAAGCAGUUAAUUCAAGGAUGAACAUGAGCCCUAACACAGAUGGGUUUCCUUUAAAAGAUGUUGGUGGUACUGGAAUGGUAUUUGGAUCACAAGCAGCAACAGGGUAUGCUCAGGGAUCACAUCCUGGAUGCCUGCAUAUGCAGAUAGGUGGUGGUUUGAGAGAACAUGAUUCAGAGGUGUCUCAAGGGAAUGAAACAUCAUUUGAUAGGUUUGAUUUUCUUCUAAAAAACUAAAGGUAGUGAGUGGGUUGAUUACACAGUGUGCUUUAUUAACAACCUAGUUAACUGUUGCCGGAUGUUGUAGGUUUGUAUUUCCAUUGUUAUAGAAUGAUAUAAUUUACAUAGAAAAUGCAUCUAAAUAGCAUAUGCUUCGCUAUAUUAGCAAUCAGCAACUAGAAAACAAUCUAGUGUGGUUAUGGUUUUUAGUUCCUGCUGUGAUAGGAUUCCUACCUCCUGAUUUGAUAUGUAUA
Molecule: messenger RNA, 1031 nt
Organism: Vigna angularis (adzuki bean)
Lineage: Eukaryota; Viridiplantae; Streptophyta; Magnoliopsida; Fabales; Fabaceae
Product: transcription factor BHLH089
Exons: 6
Coding region: 94-795 (233 amino acids)
Biological process (GO): regulation of DNA-templated transcription
Cellular component (GO): nucleus
Molecular function (GO): DNA-binding transcription factor activity; protein dimerization activity
Source: RefSeq, a predicted model, not a curated record